AAGAGGACACCCAUGUUUCUUUCUUUUCCGGAUCUGGCGAUUUGCGAUUUUUCUUUAAGCCCAUCUGGCGUUGAUUAAGGAAGUAGACAAAGGCUUGACAUUUGACCAUUGAUUACCCCAAAGGGUCCCUAGAAACCCUUUGUUUCUAUUAGACAUAGGUUUUAUAGUAAGAUUAAGUAAUCUUUUCAACAAAGCCGCAAGAUGUUUCUCUCCAUUCUAUAAUCAUGUAAUAUAGACAAAGGAAAUGCCAUGAUUUACCAAAGGUACAACUACGGCAAGCAAAAGAAAAAGCUACAGUAUAGCCUUGACUAUACAUCAUUGGAGUAGCAACUCGCAAAUCAUGGCUCUAAGUAUACCCUGGCAAAGUCUAAAUGCUCUCAAAUAUGGACCAUGGUCAAAAGAUCCCCGGAUAUCGGGUCUUACUCCACUCGCUCCCCUUUUUCCAAGGUCGAGAAUUGAUCCAGAAGAACUUGCUCUCAGAAAUCAAAUUGAGGAUUUCCAACGGGAGAAAUUCGAGGGAUUUACUUCAAGAGAAUUGGCGGACAUGGACGUAAUAACCGACAGGAAGCUGAAGGAUUCGACACUAGAUAACCCAAUUAUGCCACUUAUUCGAAUACAGAGAUGGGAACUACGACCUCAUCAACCGGAUUUGACGAGAAAUUCUAUGUAUCCGCUCAUGAUCGAUGGUCAACAGCAUGGUGAUUGGUCAAUGCACAAUCCUCUGGUGUAUGAGAAGAUGAAACCCGUUUUACAAUUGGCUACUAGAACUAUUAUGAGCAUGUAUACAUUACCGUGGGUAGGAACUGAUCUGCUACAAAGCACCUAAAACUCUUUCUCUGUAGCUAACUAUAUUAGUUUGCAGCCCUAAUCUUCGGUAAAAGAGCUCCUAUAAAUCCAGCAAGGGUUCGUCCACAUGAUGAACUUCCGGACAGUGCCGUUUCCUUUCUCCCGUAUGACGCAAGCAACUACGACAUCGUUCGAGCAAAAAUGACACAGGUAUUCCACGACUUAGAACAUAUCUGGAGUCUCAAAUUCGGUUUCAUGGCACCCGGAGAAGAUCCUCGAGGCCCGGAAUACCCCCUUGACCCGGACGAUAAAAUCGAGGAUGAUGUGUAUGGCCUUACCGUAACGAAUUAUGCAUACAUGAUGUACGAUACAGAUGUGGAGAGGUCAUGGAAGCUUUAUAUAUUUCUCAAUUACACACAGCUAGAUUCAUUGUUUAGAAAUGAUUUAACAACCACGGAAAGGAAAACUGUCGAAUGGGCAUCAGCAGUUACACUUGUGCAUGAAAUUAUUCAUGCGAUUAAUUUUGUUUGUCCUAGAAUAGAUGGUUCUCAGGUACAAAAUCCAGAUGAUGAAAAUCCACCUUGGUUCUAUGAUCAGGAAGCAUUGGCAGAGGUUGGAUAUAGUUUUGAGGCCGCUGUGAGUCCUUUAUCUCCUUCUGAUAAUUGAGUUUUGGCCCUAAUAAUACGUCCUAUAGUUAAACGGGGGAACGGUUCGCGCUUUUAUAGAUAAACCGGGAAUGCCAUAUGGUCAUUGGUUUCAGACUGUAUGGCCAACAGUGGAAGGGCAACGCCUAUGUGGUUCUAAAAGUUUGACAUUAACACAACCUGAUCCUUUCACCUACCAAGAAGAAUUUCCCAUACCAGUGUCUUUCUACGAAGAUAUUCAGCAAAAGAACUUCUGGGAAUGUGUAGUACAUAGAUUCGGACACAAGUUAUUUCACUAUCGAUCACUCAGCCACGGGACGCGUAUCGACUUUAAAAUACACCGUAAUAACAAACAAACACCUAUAAAAUUCGCCAUGACAGACAUCGGCGGUAUUGGACCAGCCAAUAACGAUUUUGGUGGUGCUCCUAAGGUUUUAGCCGAUAGAUGGUUGAGCGUACGUCGUAUUCAUGGUAUGGGAACCGCACCCGGGACAUCCAAGCUAGCUAUGAAUUUCGGACAAGCUCUUCUAGAUAGCUCAUUGAUCGACAGUUCCUUCUGGACAAAGUCUCAAAUUCAACGGCAGAGUGUCGAUAUAAUUUUUGAUCAUCUUAGACAGGAGAGCACAUCGAUUGAAGAGACAGUCGCAAGAUUUGGACAUUUGAUUGAUUUCAUAUCAACUAUUUUGCGAAAUCACGAACAAACAAUCGAUGCUCUGUUUGGGAGUGGUCUGGCUGUGCUACGAGGUAUAGAGAUACCGACGGAACAGAGAAGGAAAACUUUACUUUCCUGGAACAGAGGUACAGGAAAAUUCAUCACCGAAUGCGCACAGCAAGAAUACGCUACUCCACAACAAAAACAACAGCUUACGGAAGAAAUGAUCUCAUUAGAAAGAUGUCGCAUGCGACUCUUUAGACCCGAUCUCAUUAGCGAAACCAUAAGGUCUGGACCCGAUUUCGAAGAAUUGAGACUUCUACUUCGACUCAGAGAUUCGUAUCUAAGAGAUCAGGUAGAUGCUUGUGAUGAUUAUUGUAAUCAAUUGGGAAAUAUUGAUGGAUGUUCACUCUUUGCGUCGUUGUGCGCACAGUUUAUUAGGAUUUUGAUAUAUGAGGGGAGUGAAGUCAAUAAGGAUAGAAUUGCUAGUGGUGCUAAGUUGCAGGAUUUGAUCGCCAUUUAUGAAAGGCUGAAAUUUAGGUGUCCGGAGCCAUGGGUUGAUAUGUUUAGGGUUUGGGAUGAGGUGGCGGGGACUGCUUUGAAUAUUAUUAGGCAGGUGAGGGAGAUGUAGGAUGGGUGUGAGAAGUUAAAUUAUUCAAGUGGUUGUGUGGCAUGAAAGUAAAUGACUUCAUGGUAAGAUUUCUGGAAUUCACUUACCGCACAUCAUUCGAAUUCGUGACAAAAUCCCUGCAAAAACUAUAACUUCCCAUAUAAAAUUUAAAUAUUGAAUGAAAUCAUCCAGAAUCUUGGAAUAUAUAAUUAGGUAUUUAAUCAUUGUCAAAAUCAAAUAUUUUAUCCGCAACAAUUUUUGUUUAUAAAGUGGAUUAGAUACUAAGAAUGACUUCAUGUGAUGAAAUGAGCUAACACCUUUGUGAAAUGAAUAUGUUUUCACCAUUGAAAUUGAUUCAAACAAUUUACAAACCCUAUCAUUUCAAUCCAAUUCUAUUGUUAGAAGUUUCUAGUACAGUGAGUUAAUUCUAAAGUAAUAGUAAGGUUUAGAUGUUCCAACUCACCUCGAACAUCGCUAAAGUAGGGGAGCCGAGAAAUGAUCGAUAGCUCCCAUCAUCAUAU
Sclerotinia trifoliorum is the source of this 3213-nucleotide messenger RNA. The record is from the annotation of a GenBank genome assembly. Lineage: Eukaryota; Fungi; Ascomycota; Leotiomycetes; Helotiales; Sclerotiniaceae.